Papilio polytes (common Mormon) is the source of this 10063-nucleotide messenger RNA. RefSeq lists its product as uncharacterized. The transcript has 12 exons. The coding region runs from base 415 to 7569 and encodes 2384 amino acids. NCBI's taxonomy places the organism in Eukaryota, Metazoa, Arthropoda, Insecta, Lepidoptera, Papilionidae. Gene Ontology annotation, molecular function: protein binding. The record is from RefSeq and is a predicted model, not a curated record.
GUGAAACCCCCCGUUGUUUUGUAUCAAGAAAAUGCAAUGGCCGCCAUCUUCGAGUCUUGUGAAUGUUUUGGUCGUAGUUUCGGACUUUGAGGCCUUUUUCGUAUGUGCUAUGCAAUUAUUUGACAAAAACGGUUUCGCUGUAUCAUAGGUGUUAUUAUUUCGUUUACGUAAAGGAAGCGAAAUAGAGAGACUUUCGACUAUUUUCUGGAACAAUGACCUCGACAGUCUUAUAGUAUUUGUGGACUAAAAAUAUUUAGCUAUGAACGUAAAGAUGUUCAGCCCGCUUUAUUGUGAGGAUAACGAAGACGUGAGGGUAAAAAGACGAUUUUCGAUUGCAGUCACGUAAAUAAGUUCGGAGGCCCAGGGGCUCUCCGACGCGUCAUCUGGGGCUCGACCCAAGAUGGUAUUCACAGCAUGUCAGCUACAUCAGAAUAUGAAUCUACGGCCCGGCAAGAUUACGGGCCGACCACCUCCAGUGAAAAUAUGUAUGAGCAUGUUUUGGAACACAAAUUAACAGAUAACAUGAAUGUAUCGAGCAUUAGAACUCCAGUUUUAAGGCCGGUACCUCUUUCGCCUUUGGAAGGCGAUCCUGAACCUGAUUCAACGAAUCCAGAGAGUAUUAUUCAAUCUAUACAUAAAGUUGAUAAAGAAGUAGAUUUUCGUAUUAAUGAUAAACAUUGUGAUACCGAAAUGUCUGUUGAAUCUUUGUCCAGAAUUGUAAGAAUAGAAGAAACUACGCUAGAUAAUGUGGGCCGCAUUGCAUAUCCAAUAUUACAAGAAACAGAGGAUUCAGGAGAUGCAAACUAUGUAGAAAAUGCUACUACAUUAAUCCAGGCCCCAUUGAACACGGCAAUAAUGCAGAAUGUUGCCAAACUCCCUCAAAACUUUACAAUUAAUGUAGAUGCCGCAGUAGGUAAUAUAACUGCAAUACAGAAUGUCGCACAAGAUGCUUCGGGGAGCCAGACAUUAUGGUUACCCACUAUUCUCACAACCAGUGCCGCUCCUGAUAUUAAGAAUGAUGAUGAAAGACCUGGUGUAUCUCAAAUAAUAAUUACCAGUGAAAGUUAUGUUAAUGAUACGAAUCAGGCAGGCAGAAGAACUAAUAUUAUUGAAACUAAUUAUAUCGCCCGACCUAAGGCAUCCAAAGUUCAGAUAUUGAGCAAUAUUUCUCUUCCAAAGAGUCCUACUUUUUCUCAGCAAUUUAUAUCACAAGAUAAGGAGUUCACAACUCCUGUUUAUGGAACACAAAAUCAUGUUUAUAAAUUGAGUGCAAAUGUUGUUACACAAAAGCAUUUGAACAAUUCUGUGUUGAACAUAAAACCUCCUAAAAGCCAGUCCCUCAUUGGCUGUUCAUCUCUAUCACCUACUAUAAUAAAUAAUAGUCCUAUUAAGAAUGUCUCUUAUAGCCAUACAUAUACUAAGAGCACAAAUUUAAAUAAGGCAAUAAAUAAAGUUAAUAAUGGUGCUAAUUUAAAUGCCAUGGUGGCAGUCUCUACUGGCAACACGCAGUGCCAUAUUUUAUCGCGCGUUGUCUCCGGCCCCAACAAAAUGUCUGUGCACUCUGGAAGAAAAUCUGUAAAUACACUAAAAAGUUCCAAGAGCACAAAUCAAGGGUCCGGUCAAAAGGAAUCCAGAGCAAUUAAAAUAAUACAACAGGCUGGAGCGUCUCAUAAAACUGAAGGAAAAACAUGGCCCUUGGCCAGUGUGACAUAUAAAAACCAGCAAACAUUUGGUGUGUUGGAAACGAGUCCUUCAAAGAUAAUUCAAAAAGUUGGAACACCAGCACCUAAAACUCAGCCGUUAUCAUUUCAGAAGGUUGCAAAAACUGAUCGCCUAGUACUCCAAUCUCCAUGUGGCCCAGUUUUACUUUCUACUGCACCACUUAACAUAAACCUUCCUAAGGGUCCACACUAUGUCCAAUCAGGGUCGACACCGAACCUUCGAUAUGUCCAGACUUAUGCACCAUCGGAUAACCAGCUUUCCACAGUAUCUCAAGUCUCAGCAAAUCAACAACUUACUGAACAGAUAUUACAGUCUCUGUCUCAGCCUAAACUUGUCUUACAUCAAAGUCCUACCGUCAACCACACCAUUAUACCACCACCGAUAAUUGAAGAGCCUGCGGAAAUAAAACCCUUAAAUCAAAAAAGGAUUGUAUUCGGUGACAAGUCAACAUUAACUACAGCAGAUGAUAUAAUUGGAAUGGAAGAGAGGCCCAACCUAUCAGAAGAACUCCGUAGAUAUUCUUAUCAAGCAUUGGCAUUUAUCAUGUUGGAUCAUACAUACUCAUUGCCAGCACAAAAGCAGCCAACGGUUUCCACUCCUCCUCCACCUGUUACGACAUCUGCACCGGCUAUUGUCUCUCCAGCACCCAUUACGACACCGAUGAGCCCAUUGAAAAGAAAUUCUCCUGUCAUAAUGUCCACUGCAGCAUUUGAAGUGCCACCACCAACAGUGCCAGCUAGUGUGGCUGUAAUUCAAACGCCAGUGACAUCAGCACAGACUGGAGUUCUUACAUUUAAGCCAACUCCAUCUGCACCAACUCAAGACGAUGAUGCUGCUUCCGUAAUAUCUUCCAUAGACGGAGACCGAGCUCAAGGACCAAGAGGAGGCAGUGACACAGAAACGGCACCCGAAGGUGAAGAGGAGGGAAAAACCCGAUGUAUCUGUGAUUUCACUCAUGACGAUGGCUACAUGAUUUGUUGCGAUAGAUGUGGAGAAUGGCAGCAUGUAGAUUGCAUGGGUAUAGAUAGACAAAAUAUACCCGAUGCUUACAUGUGCGAGGUUUGCCAGCCGCGGCCAAUAGACAGACGACACGCUCGUGCCAUACAGCUAAGGAAGAGGGAGGAAUUGAGCGCCCUGGCCGGCUCCGACACGGACUCCUCGGAGACGCCGCACCUCCCCGGACAAAGACGGAAAAGAUUACUUACCGUAACGACGUAUACAAACACGAGCGGUUCAUGUGUCACCACAUACAACUCUAAUGUCCCAGUCCUGCCGCCGUUGCCGCAACCUGCAUUAGCGUUACCGAAACGCGGGCCGAAACGACCCAAGAAAGCUGAAAUGGUACGGAAAGUUGCUAAGAGAAAACUUGCCGAAAAGAGAGUUAAACGUAAGAAAGACAUGUUUAACCGAACAAAAUAUAACAGCGGCCUUGCGAAUCAAUCGCACUGGCAGGAUUCCUAUGAAGCCGCUAUGACGAAUCACUAUAGUCCCGAGCUUAGAGCUAAGAUCAUGAAAUAUAGCAGCAAGCUCGGUAGCUCCCAGAGCAUGGCGUCGGCCAUUACCGCACAUUUAUGUACCACCGUCCCACACGCAGGUGGGAAAAUACUGAUCGCCACCAAGGACCUCAAAGAAAAUACUCCAGUGAUAGAAUUACGCGGCAAAUAUAUGUUGUCAAACCAGCACAGGCCGCAACUUCAGAACACCGCGCGAGCCGGGAGUCAGAAACCUGGGCCUUUCGUAUUCUUCUACAGGCUACCGAAAGAUAACACUCAGAUAUGCAUCGAUACCAGGACGUAUGGCAACGAAGCCAGAUUCGUGAGACGUUCAUGCAAACCUAAUGCCGAGCUUCAACACUGUAUCAUAAAGGGCGCGCUGCACGUCUACCUGGUGACCAUCGGUGUCGUCCAGUCGAACACGGAAAUUACCGUCGGCCACGACACUAACGGCGGCAAACAACCCUGCGCUUGCGGCAAUCCUAAACACUGCAAAGUGAAUGGCUUGAAUCCAAUAGUUACCAGGAAGAGUAUCGAUUACCCUCAGAGAGAAAAGCGAAGCAGAAACAGAUGCUACAGCUCCUCUUCGCCUGUCUCCCCGCCGCUCCUCCCUAUGCCCACCACACCGAUCAAAGAAAGUCCGCCACCUUUUAUGCAAGUAAAAACCGAAAAGAGAUCACCUAUAAAACACGAUUUUUCACCCUUGUCUCCAAUCAAAACGACCCUGAAUUUAAGCUUCGACGAACCAAUUAAAAAUGAGACAUUCGAAGAUAUCAAGUCAGAAAUAGAUUUAAUGGCCAAAGAAGAAAUGAAGCCGGAGCUAGAUGAUCCGGAUUAUGUCGAUUCUGAUAUGAAACAUGAUCAGAUUCAACCUGAAGACUUAAUUCCUGAUAUUAAGCCAGCUGUGGAGGAAAUGCCAUUGCCCCCUCCGCCGAUACUGCCACCGCCACUCCUUCUACAACAAGUCCUACCACCGUCAAUCCUACCACAACCAGUCCUACCGCCGCCAAUCCUACCACCGGCAAUUCUUCCACCGUCAAUCCUCCCACCGCCAAUCCUCCCACCGCCAAUCCUCCCACCGCCAAUCCUCCCACCGCCAAUCCUUCCACCGCCAAUCCUACCACCGACAAUCCUACCACCUCCAAUCCUACCAACGCCGGCGCUAUCUCCGUCAGUUCUUCCACCACCAGUCGAACAAGCAUCACCACCGGCGCCGGCACCAUCGACACCCGUCAAAGAGGAACUCAUGGAAAUCAUAAAAGAGGAAGCCAGCAUUAAAAUAGACAAAAUAUUACCAAAGGAAGUUAAAGAAGAAAUUAUGGAAGUUAAAAAGCCCAAGGAACCUAAAAUAGAGGAAGAAAAGCCUGUCAUUAAAGAAGAAAGAAAAGAAGUUGUGGCAAAGUCCGCCUGCCACGACAGGUCUGCUCGCUCCAGCAGGACCUGCACCAACCAGGACUCUCUAGAUGACAAAACUGACGACUCCCAGGACAAACUGCCUACCACUACCAGCCAGAAAGAUAAGAAGAAAAUGACUCGAGAGGAACGGAAAAUGGAAGCCAUAAUGAAAGCAUUCGAACGUAUGGAAAAAGCGGAACAACGCAAACAGGAGGUGAAGGAACGCCAAAAGAGAAGAGAAUCCGAUCCACAUCCCAACAGCAUGGACAGAGAUGAUGAAGAGGAACUUCAUGUUAAUGCUAGGAAACGAAAAAGACGUAAGGGUCGUGCCAGAACAACGUCGCAAUCUAACAGACGUCGUCUCAACUCCGCGGACAGCGACAUGGUGACGUCGGGGGAUGAAGCGCAGCCGCUCUCGCCCCCGCACAGACCCGCCCCGCCUCACCACCCCGCAGAAGAACAACCACAUGAAAUUAUCAAUGAGGAUAUUGGCCUAAGCUCGGCUUGUCUUCUAGUAGAAGCGGCGGUCGGUUCAGUUGAGUCCGCUUUCAAACUGCCAAAAACUAAGAAAACGAUGGCUACAGAAUGGAUAGGCCGGUCUCCAGAACGUACUCCGUCACCGUACCAUUCACCGUACAGACCAGCUCUGGUGUCCGCACCGUCGCUGGAGAGCUUGGUCAGAGUGGCCUCCACCAUGAUAGGCGACCUCAGCGGAGGGCAGGAUAUGGACCACGAGGAACCCCCGACCACCUCUCCGCCGAGAACACCGGGCAGGGAGCGCAAUAGACCACCCAAGAAAGCCAAGAGAAUAACUCGCAGCACUCCCACGGAGCCUGUGGAAGUGGUCCCCGCAGCACUGCCACAGCACAGCGCUAAGAAACGAUGGUUGAGACAAGCCAUUAGUGAAGAAAGCGACUCUCCUGUGAUAGAACCGUUUGUUGCAGAAUCCCCUCCGAAUGAAAUGGUAACACCACUGAAGAAAAGAAGAGUAGCGAGAGAAUCGUUAGGUUGUGAAACUAAUCCUAUUAUCCAUUGCAUGGAGGAGACAUCUCCAUAUAUGGCUUCAGAAGAUUCCCCCGUCAAAGACGAUCCCCAAUCUAUGACAAGGACACAGUACAAACGUAACAUAAUGGAGAGCAUGUACAGCAGAGACAGGACCCGCUCCGACAGCGGCCAGGGCUCCGACGACCAGUGCAAUAUGGACCACGACCUCUUGAAUGUCAACAUCAAAGUGCCUCACGAUACUGAAAAGAUAAGAAGGAUAAUAGGAGUUCCGACUCCGGAAGAAGAAAUAACACCACAAUUUACCAAACCAGAGGACAUAAAUACCAACAACAAUAACUUGGAAAUGGAGGAGAGCAAUUACAACAAAGUCGUUCCUAUGGAGAUAGACACGACUAUAAUUACUCAAGCAAAAAUUCAAGAAUCAAACGAAAACAGUAUUACUGAUCUGAGGGGAAUAGAGAGCCCCAACGACAAAGUGCACAGCUCGCAGUCCGCUGACACCAGCGGCAACUCCUCCCCGCAGCGAGACGAGAUGGACGACAUACAGAAGAAAAUACACUCAUUCCACACAGAGAACAUACUCAUACUGAAGAGCAGGAACAAGAAGCCACCGAAAGAGAAACGGAAGAAGGUCAACCUCAAUUUCGACCUAAACAUGGUGGACGAUCAGAUCAGUAUUCAAUUGCGGACAGAAAACGAUACGUGUUCAAAAUCUUGUGAAAUAAACGGAGAGCUGCACGAUGAGCACAGCAACUCCAUUCACGACGACUUGAAGAUCCACGUGUGUCCGGAGAACAUCCCGCUGCCGCCCGUAGAGACCAUACCGCUGCCCGCCACUGACAUGCUGGUGCCCGCGCCGGAGAACAUCCCGCUGCCCGAGGAGCCCAGCCCCAUGCCGCUCGCCGCGCCGCCCGAGACCAUCCCCCUGCCCGAGGAGCCCAUGACUGUGGCCGCGCCAAUACUCACCAAGGCUAAACUAUCGCCCCUUAUAACCCACAAACCUGAAGAAAAGGAGGUCAUUUUAUCAGAAAGACCAUCAGUCUUGGACUCGACCGUGCCGUUCUCGACGCGGUUCAGCUCGACGGGACUCUUCUCCGGCAUCUUCAGCAACCUGUCUAACUCGUUCAAGUUGGACAGUUCCAUCAACGAGAACAUACCAAAUAUGUCGGUCAUAAAGAGUGCAAUAGAUAGGACUACAAGUUUAGACAAUAGUUUAUUCGAUAAGGACCCGAUCACCCCGGUGGAUGAGUUGAAAAGUGUUCAGGAGAUAUUGACUCGCGUGAAUAACAUGGACUCUAACAAUAGUGUGUUGUUGUCGGGAGUGCUCAAGAGCUCGAACAAGAGCUCACCCUCGCCCGUGCCCUCGCCCUCGCCCUCCGCCGCGCCCUCGGCCGCGCCCUCCGCCUCGCCCACGCCCGCGCCCUCGCCCAAGCCCAGCAAGCCGCACGCGGGCGCGCGCUACGACCCGCGCCUCAACCCGCCGCCCGCAGACAAGCCUAAACCCGUCCGCAGGAAGCUCUCUAUAACGGAAUACCGCAAGCGGCACAAAUGCCCGGCGGGCGGGGGCGGGGGCGGCGGCGGGGGCUCGGGGUCGGGCUCGCCCGCGUGCGGGGAGGGCGGGGAGGCGGGCGAGUGGUCCUCGGAGUCGUCGGGCGGCGCCUCGCUCUCCCCGCAGCGCCUGGAGGCUGCCGCUGCCGCCGCUGUUGAUGACCUCGAGCAGCGCCUGCACAAGGACCUCAACACCACACAUACACCCAAAGGAGUAUUCGACGCGCAGCCGACGGCUUCGGAACGUCAACGAGAGAACUUGAGUUCGCGAUUACGAAGGGAGUUUGGUUUGGCGCUGCCUGAUGACGACGACGCGAGGGACACGCAAUCGAUGUCUGCCCACACCGAUGCGGGCGGUGCGGCGGGCGCGGGGGGUGCGGCGGGCGCGCGGCGCGGCGACAGGUAGUGUCCGGCGGCGGUCGCGCGCUGCAAACACAAAUAACACAUGUUUUUGUACACGCAAAGCGCGUGUCUGUAUGCAGUGUAUGGCUGACUUUUGUAUGAAGUGAAGUGUAUAUUCUAACUUUGUUUCAUUACUUAUAUUUCUAUAUUAUUCACGGUUUUCUGCAAGUACAAAUUGUUUUUUUAAUUUCUCCUCUGUACAUAUUGUAUAUAGGCGAGUCUGAGGUAUCGGUACGUAUGUAUUAUGUAUGACGUUAUACGUUUGUUUAUGUUAUCAGUAUAUAUUUAUAUCGACUUAUUUAUUACGGGGGUUUGUCGGCUCUGGAAUUUUCUACGCAUAAUGCAUAAGUAAAUUAUAGUUGUUUUUGUUUUUACCCUUUUUGUAUGUCUGGCUAUAGGUUAGGUGCCUAGGUCUAGAUAGUCUCGGUAAGGUUAGCGUUGUCGAUAAUGUUUAAGGGGUUUUUUUAAUUGGGAUAUAUCAUAGCAACAUCACUAGAUAUCGAAGGUGAUAUACACUGUGAUACAUAUCACAUUGUAGAUUUAAAUUGCAAUACCAUAUUUAUUUAGCGUUUUGUAUGUGAUUGGAAAGCAAUUUCUGUAUUUUGGAAUGUUUUCUCUCGUGUCAGUAAUGAGUACUCGUGUAGCAAUAAGCGACAGCGCACAGCUCGUCCUUACCAAUGGAACACUCAACUAAACUUGCAAAAUAUUCUAUUUGUUAUGUUUUCUUUGUAAUUGUAGUAAUUUUCAUUUCAAUCGCAGGAUGAUUAUUUUUUUGUAAUAAUUUCUAUUGCGGCCUAAUUUGUUGCAGUACAGAUAGUGAUGUGUGUUUAUCGAUACUGUCACAUGUUUCAUUCGUCAUUUACGUUACUUCUAAAUUGAAAACAUUAUUGUAAUAAUUAAAUCGCAUAACUAUGUGAUUUUCUGAUUUCAAAUAAAAAAUAUGGUAAAUUUAUUUUUCUGCUUCAUAGCACUAUUUACCUACUUAAGGCAUUGUUUUGUAAAAUAUGGCAAUAUUUAAUUUGUAGCGCUGUUCAGAAUGUUGGUAUAAAUCGGUAGAAAUGCCCGCCCAGUGAGUCCAUCCGCUCUGCUCAGAACUGGCGCUGGCAAAAGUUCGUGGCUUUAUAUCACUUUUAUUUGAUCCUUGUUUUCUUAUUAAAAUUGUGACAAGUGAGAAUUAAUGAAAAUAUGAGCAAUAAGAUAUAAAAUUGAUUAAAAGUGUAAGGAAAACUAUUUUACAGUUUAUGGACGCGCUUUAUGAGACUGAAAAAAACGUUUUUGGAAAAAAAUCGAUAUCGAUAAUUGUAAGAAUUCUCUCUGACGUACAACACUAGUGAGUAAAUUUAAAAGUUUUAUCCAGUUUGUAACAUUGUUUAGGAAAUUUGUGGGCCUGUUUUUUGACCGCCUAAUUUUUGUAAAUUUUUUGCCACUCGGAGCAAUGACGAUAGAAAGUAUGUAUUUAAUAUUUUUAUUAGAAUAAUAUUGUAAAAGGCAGUUAAUUCGCCAUGUCGGGACGUAUUUGGUUGUAAAGGACAAGACGCGGAUUUAAAAUGGCUUUUCACGGCAAUUAUAAUUUAAGGUUUUGUUUACUUUUCAGUGUGUGAUUGUAAAUUGUGUGGCUGCGGCUUUAUGAGCUACUGUCGAUUAUCACUUACGAUGUUUCAAAACGCCAUCGGCCAUUAUUUCUACUUAAUAUUAAUGCAUAAUCGUAAAUAUAUAGAUUUAGUGAACCCGUUGCAAUAAACAGAGCCUAAAGGCAGUGUAUAUAUUUUAUAACACACGAGUAAAGUAUGUUUAAGCCGCAUUUUUAUUUAAUUUCCUUAUGUUUAUAUGUAAAGGAGGCAUUGUUUGUGUUCGGGCGUUGACGUCGCGUGUACAUUUCAAUCUGGUUGUUGAAUACAUUGUAAAUUAAUGCUUAUGUCAAUAUCUUAAGGCGCAUUUUGUCCAAAACGAAACAACGAAUACGUUUUUAUCUUUUCCGUUGGUCGAAAUGGAUUUAUUUUGAAUCCGUACCCGAUAUGAUGCGCUUUAAGAUUGUUGUAGAAAUUAGAUGAAAUCUUUGUGAUAAAAUGGGAAAAGUUGUUUAAUAUCAUUGUGUAGAGAAACUUGAUGUAAAUAUAAUGAUAGUUAUCGUGUAAGCAAAGGCUACAUAUAUUUUGUUAAAAGUGAAGGACGCACCGUGUUUUUAUAAUUUGCUUUGAUACGUUCAGGAAGAGGCUGGAGUCCCUCCCCCGCCCCCGCCCCCGCCCCGUCCUGUCCCCUGUCCCCCGCCCCCGCAGCCCCCGCGUUGUUUGCGAGGUAUUCGAUGUAACGAUGGAAUAUUUUGCAAUAUAUUAAUUUUUAUUUGUCUUAAGUGAAUCGUAAUAUAGUAGAAUUGUAUAUUAUCCAGAUGUUAAAUAUUAUUUCUGUCUUAAAGUUUGAGCUAAGCAUGUAAAAUUUAAAAAUAACAAUAUAGAAUAAAAGAUGUUAUGAUAAUUAAUUACAUAAAAGUUCGUUUUGAA